Messenger RNA from Trematosphaeria pertusa, 2355 nucleotides. RefSeq lists its product as uncharacterized. Gene Ontology annotation, biological process: regulation of DNA-templated transcription; DNA-templated transcription. Lineage: Eukaryota; Fungi; Ascomycota; Dothideomycetes; Pleosporales; Trematosphaeriaceae. The record is from RefSeq and is a predicted model, not a curated record. Bases 102 to 1964 code for a protein of 620 amino acids. The transcript is spliced from 2 exons. Gene Ontology annotation, molecular function: DNA-binding transcription factor activity, RNA polymerase II-specific; zinc ion binding; DNA binding.
CACACUACCAUCCACCUAAUAAACAUCAUGGCUCACCCGCAUCGCCAGCCCGACUAUCACCGACUCUCUUCUUUCCCUAUCCUCGGCAGGAGAAACGCGGUAUGCAGCCUCGCGAAGUUCAGACCUGCGUGCGGUGCCGUGAUUUGAAGAGGCGAUGCGACAAGACGAAACCGAGCUGUACUCGAUGUCAACUUGCAGGUGUCCCAUGCCGGUACGCUGUACCGCAGAGUACUGUUGCGCCUUCCACCCUAGUCGACGCGGGCAGGGCUUCUCCCGACGUCGAAGCUUCGACCCCUUCUGCCGGACCGUCUGGCUCUUCGAAUAGCGGAUCAGUGCCCGAAAAAGCCAUCAGGAGACGAGAUCGAGCCUGUCUAUCAUGUACUCGAUGCCAUCGUCUAAAGGUGAAAUGCGACAAGAAACAGCCUUGCUGCAGCCGUUGUGCCCGUUCUGGCCACGCGGGAACGUGCAUAUACACACAUAGGGUGCAGCACACCAAUCCGCCAUCUUCUCUUUAUGGCCCGGUCGUCGUCGCUGGGGAAGACCCAGAAUACGUUGUCACCACCUGGUUUUUACGGAAGCGUGGCUCAAGCCAUUGGAGAGCUCUUCUAUCGCGGCUUGAAUCACUAACUGGUCUAGCUGAUCCACCAUUCACGAUGGCGAUCCGGGAACAUUCUCAGGGCGACUGCUCAUCUGAUCUUAUUCUUCCCGGGAACUUCCCGUUCGGGACCCCUGAAUCAGCACGAUAUUCUUCGCUCGACAGCAUACACGUCCUCCUCCAGGCUUCUAAAUCCGAGUCCUCACGUUAUCUCAAUCACUACAGCCAUCUGUAUCAUGCUUCGAUUCCUAUUUUUGACCUCAAGAGAUUCCAUACCGAGAUAGAGCGGUACUGGGAGGCUGCGGACAAGCUUGAUUUCUGCUGGCUUGCACAAUACCUAGCAGUACUGGGGCUUGGUGCAUUUGCAACGAGCAGGGAUGAGAAGCUGGCUGCUGACUUCUUCUUCGCCAGCGAAGCGUGCCUGGCCAGGACGCCUUACAUGUAUCGGCCCUCUGUCGCCAACAUCAGGACGCUGUGUCUUUUGGUAGUCGCGAAACAGGUGGCGUUUGCGACAUGCUGGGCGCUGGAUUCCUGCUGGAACAUCAUGGGCCUCAUUGUGCGCUUGUCUCUCAUGACGACUCUACACCAGGACUACAUACCCGGCUGCGACAUCCCAGGCGUUGUCGAAGAGCGAAUACUGCGUCGUCGGCUAUGGAACAUCGUUGUCUAUCUCGACAUUCAAAUGGGCUUGAUUACAGGCCAGACAUCACCCUUACCCCAUGAUGCGCUAUUGACCACCGUCCAGCCGAGCAGUGAUGGUACUGCAGAUCACUGUUGGGACUCGGUGCUUCCUACCUCUUUUCCUAUCAUCUGCCAUUUCCUGGCUAGGAUCAACUCGAGCAUCGACGUCAUGACCUACGACGAGGUCUUGCAAUACGACUUGGAAGUCAGGCAGUCGAUGCGUCAUGCCGCAGCAGUAGGAGGCAGCGACAUCUUAUCCACGACUGUCGACAUUUUCUUCCGUCGCGUACUGCUCGUCCUACACCGUCGCCAUGCCCUCGACCCGGAAGCACCCACUUUGUAUCCUACCUCAUACUGGUCUUCGCUAGAAUGCAGUCUCGCACUCAUUAUCCAUCAGCGGGAGCUGUCCGACGAUCUCUGCUCACCACACGACGUUCAUCUGAUCGGGCGCCCCUUUAUGCUGGACUUCUUUGCAGCCGCCCUCACGACAUGCAUUCACCUUCUUCGGACCGAUGCGCCACUGGCUGCGACUUUAACAUCGGAAGGCACGAUACCACCCCGUCAAACUAUAAUGAAUACACUCAGAUCUUGUCUUGACCUCUUCGCGAAGGAGCAGCACAGAUCCGUGUGUUUUCGAAGCGGCUAUCAUAUGCUGAGCGCAGUGUACGGGCUGAUACCCAGAGAAUAGCAGGCUGGAUGCUUGCGCUACUGGUCGAAAUGUGGACAUCAGUAGCCGGGAAAGCUCCGAGGCGAAAUGGGAUGCAGCGCUCAGAAUCCUAGCCGAAUCGGCCGGCUCCGCCGUCAUUGCCGACACAGGCAUCCUCAUCAUUAAAACCAACCCCCGUGGGCAUGUAAAAUUGCAACCAUCGCAACCUUCAUCAAGUCAGCCUCAAGAUAAGCCUGGCCAAGCUGGAAUCUGUUAGCCUUGCGUAAACGUGGCGUUGGUCUAACUCACUCCAAAUAGUCCUCUGCUUGCUCAGCUCCAUCACUCUCACCUUAUCUCCGACAUUGAAAGUUUGAGGAGUGCUCUUUGGGUUCCAGAAGCUGUACCUCCCAAAGACUGGACUCCACUUGGCCCC